AUGGUAUUAUUGACGCACGAUCAGUACACAAUCGCGUGGAUAUGCGCCUUACCACUGGAGAUGGCGGCGGCUUGCGCUAUGCUGACCAAGGCUCACACUCCCCUGUCCAAAGCCUCCACAGAUCCAAAUGCCUAUGAACUUGGCGAAUUGAACGGAUAUUUCAUCGUCAUUGCGUGCCUACCAGCUGGGGUUUAUGGAAAGGUGUCCGCCGCAACCCUCGUGUCUCGCAUGCGCUCAACCUUUCCUCGGCUUCAGUUUGGACUGAUGGUGGGCAUUGGGGGCGGCGUCCCAAGCAACAGUAAUGACAUUCGAUUAGGAGAUGUGGUGGUCAGCAAACCGGUUGGAAAGUAUACUGGGGUGAUACAAUAUGAUUACGGAAAGGCAGUUCAAGGUGGACAAUUCGAGCCGACCGGUGCAUUAAACAAACCACCACAGGCUCUUUUGGCACAUAUCAGUCGAUUUGAAGCAAAGCAAAUGACUGGGGGUGAGGAAGACCUUUCUAAGAUAAUAUCAGAAGUCCUGGAACGGAAUCCCGAGAUGAAGAAAAGGUUUUCACCCCCAGAACAGGACACAGACGUUCUUUUUCAUUCUUCCUAUCAUCAUGGCAAAAAGGGAGAUACCUGUGAAACCUGUGACAAGGAGCAAUUGGUCAAACGACAAAGGCGUGAUACUAGAGCCCCGUUCAUCCACUACGGGUUGAUUGCGUCGGGAGACCAGGUGAUGAAGGACUCGGAAACACGAGAUCGUCUGGCUCAACGACAUGGGAUACUCUGUUUUGAGAUGGAAGCUGCAGGCCUCAUGGAUGAUCUUUCGACCCUUGUGAUUCGAGGGAUAUGCGACUAUUGUGACUCGCAUAAACAGAAAGACUGGCAAGGAUAUGCAGCUCUGACAGCCGCUGCCUAUGCGAAAUUGCUGUUAUCUGUCGUACCUGCUUGCCCUAUGGACGUUGACUCCCCGAAGAGCCAUAAAGGACGGCAUUGGGUGGUCUCACUGGCAAGGAAUCCAAGAUUUGUCGGUCGUCAGGAUGAAAUCGCGCAGCUCGAAGAAUUACUCACAAUGCAAGAUGGGCCCAAGAGAAUUGCCAUCACCGGCUUGGGGGGGAUUGGAAAGACACAAGUUGCCCUAGAGGUAGCAUACCGCAUACGGGACCGAGACAAGGAAUGCUCGGUUUUCUGGGUUCCAUGUACAAGCCAUGGGAUGAUUGAGCAGACGUUCGUAAAUAUCGCACAGACACUAGGACUCCAUGACGUGAAGCCAGCGGAGGUUAAAGAACAGAUCAAAGUAUGCCUCAGCUCUGAGCGUGCAGGAAAGUGGCUUCUCAUUUUUGACAAUGCAGACAAUUCAGAGAUGUGGCUCACGGGCAAUGAUACAACCCCAGCCCUCGAGGACUUCCUCCCUAUGAGUGAUCAAGGCCACAUUCUAUUCACUACCCGCAAUGGGGAGCUUGCGGUUGAUCUCACGGGAUCCAAUAUUAUUUCUGUUCCAGAUGUGGAUAAGGAAACUGCCUCAAGUAUCCUGGAGAAUUUAUUGUUGCAGAAACACUUGCUUGAGGACCAUAUUACAACAGUUAUCCUCCUAGAACAGCUGGCAUUCCUUCCAUUAGCAAUCGCACAGGCCUCCGCAUAUAUCAACAAAAAGCGCCUCACUCUAUCUGCAUACCUGACACUUUUGCAAGAAGAGGAAGAUGACGCCGUGGAACUGCUUAGUGAAGACUUUAGGGAUCCAGGGCGCUAUAAGGAUAUCCAGAACCCCGUGAUCACCACAUGGUUGAUAUCGUUUAAACAGAUUCAGCAUCAAGACCAAUUAGCAGCGGACUACCUAUCUUUCAUGGCCUGUAUCAACCCACGGAAUAUUCCCCACUCCCUUCUUCCUCCCCAGAGCUCUAGUAAACGAACACUUGACGCUUUGGGACUCUUAAAUGCAUACUCAUUCACCACUAGCCAAGGCCCGGAUAUAAGUAUGCACAGACUUGUGCAUAUUGCAACUCGCAACUGGCUUAGAAAGAAUGGACUGUUUUCUCACUGGGUUCGAAGAGUGGCUGAUCGUAUAGAUAAGGCUUUCCCAAAUGAUCAUUAUACCAAUCGAGCACUUUGGCGAGAGUACCUCCCUCAUGGCUUGGCACUAGUGCAUGAUAGCGAAUUUAUUGUACAACGAGGAAGAUACAUCAAUUUGGUUGGGAAGAUUGCAGAUUGCCUUACCAGUGAUGCAAGAUACCACGAAGCAGAGGCACUAUAUAAGACGCUGAUAAGGAUUAAUCAGAACAGAGAUGGCCUAGAACACACCACCACCCUGGUCAGCAUAGCGAAACUGGCAUCAACCUACCGCAGCCAGGGACGAUGGCAUGAAGCGGAACAGCUGGAUAUACAAGUGCUAGAGACAUGUGAAAUAGAGCUAGGGCCUAUACAUCCUUAUACUCUGGCCAGCCUAGGGAAUCUCGCAUCAACCUACUGGGAGCAGGGACGAUCGAAUGAAGCCGAGAACCUGGAAGUACAGCUAAUAAAGACAUUUAAAAGAUUUUUUGGGGUUGAGCAUCCCAAUACUCUGGUCAGCAUGAGUAACCUAGCUUCGACCUACCGCAGCAAGGGACAAUGGAAUGAAGCAGAAAGGCUGGAUAUAGAAGUGCUGGAGACAAUGAAGACAGUGCUUGGGACUGAGCAUCCUAGUACUCUGACCAGUAUGAAUAACCUAGCAUCAACCUACUGGAAUCAGGGACGGUGGAAUGAAGCGGAGGAGCUGUGGGUACAGGUAGUAGAGAAAAGAAAGGCAGUGCUGGGAGUUGAACACCAUGACACGCUGACCGGUAUAGGGAAUCUGGCGGCAACCUACUGGGAACAGGGACGAGGGCAUGAAGCGGAGAAGCUGGAGGUGCAAGUGAUGGAAACAAUGAAGAUAGUGCUUGGAGCCGAGCAUCCUGAUACUUUGACCAGCAUGGCCAACCUUGCUCAUACCUGGGAGGCCCUUGGGAACCUUCAAGAUGCUUUGGAUCUAAUAGGAAAAUGUUCUGAGUUAAGCCGUGAAGUGCUAGGGCCUGACCAUCCGGCUGCCAGAUCCACAUUUCGCUCUCUUGACAACUGGAUAAAUAAGUAUGGUUUAUACCCAAAUUGUACAGCCCCAGCGGCACCAACUGAGAUACAACGUUCGCAAUAUCUAUAG
Molecule: messenger RNA, 3153 nt
Organism: Aspergillus oryzae RIB40
Lineage: Eukaryota; Fungi; Ascomycota; Eurotiomycetes; Eurotiales; Aspergillaceae
Exons: 1
Coding region: 1-3153 (1050 amino acids)
Biological process (GO): nucleoside metabolic process
Molecular function (GO): ADP binding; catalytic activity; protein binding
Source: RefSeq, a predicted model, not a curated record